AUGACAAAAGUGGAUGACGUGGAUCACUUGUUCGAAGUACGCAAUAAUUUCUUCCUUGGAGCAUAUCAAAGUUGUAUUAAUGAGGCUCAAAAUCUGCGAAUAAAAGAGGAAAAUGAUAAGCUACUGAAGGAUGUCUAUAUGUACAGAGCAUAUCUCGCGCAAAAUAAGCCAAAUUUAGUGUUAAGUGAAAUUGACAAGUCUUCAUCUUCACCCGCUCUAAGAGCAGUUCGAUGUUUCGCAGAUUAUUUAGCCAAUCCAAAUAAAAGAACAACAAUAGUGAAAGAAUUUGAAGCGGAGCUGAAUAAAGAGAUUCCUCAGGACGAUACCGUUUUAUUAUUGGCAGCUCACAUGUACAUCCAUGAGCAGAAUGUUGAGGAAGCAUUACGUUUGCUACAUCAAUGCGAUUCUUUGGAAAGUAAAGCGUUGACUGUUCAGUGUCUACUAAAGAUUGAUCGAGUAGAUCUGGCUGUGAAAGAAAUCAAAAAAAUGCAAGAAAUAGAUGAAGAUGCUACUAUAACUCAGCUAGCGCUUGCCUGGGUCAACAUCGCGCUUGGAAAAGAUAAGCUGAAAGAUGUUUUUUAUGCUUAUCAAGAAAUGAUAGAUAAAUAUGGUGCCACACCGCUUUUGUUAGUCGCUCAGUCAUGUAGCCUAAUUCAACAACAAAAAUACCAGGAAGCGGAGAAAUUACUUCUGGAAGCACUGCAAAGGGAUGCCAACAAUGCAGAAGCAAUCAUAAACUUGGUUGUUGUCAGUCAGUACCUCGGAAAAGCAUCAGAAGUAAUCCCAUUGAAAUAUGUUUUAAUGAUGACAAACCGCUAUGUCAAUCAGUUGAAGGAAGGCUUUUCAAAUCAUCAAUGGACUCUCGAUUACAUAGCUCGCGAGAAAGCUUUUGAACGAGUUGCAGCAGAAUUGGAAGUUUAA
Acanthocheilonema viteae is the source of this 921-nucleotide messenger RNA. The record is from the annotation of a GenBank genome assembly. NCBI's taxonomy places the organism in Eukaryota, Metazoa, Nematoda, Chromadorea, Rhabditida, Onchocercidae.